CGCCGGGGCCUGUCCUUCGCGUCCUCCCCGGGUCGCCUGCCCGCCUUCCACCGCAGUCUGGAGCCAGGCGGAGCCCAGACCUGGCGGGGACAGCUGCACCCCCGGCCCGGCACCCAGAGCCUGCCGCCACCACCGCCACCGCCACCGCCCAUCGUUGGUACCGGCAAUGGCCUUCGUCUCGCCCGAUGUGCUUGUGACUGACUUGAACCCAGACUAUUGAGAACUCACGUCGGUCCCCAUCCCAGCCCUGCCCGCCCUUAGGGCUUAGCUGCAGCGCCGCUAGACUGUCUUGACUUUGAGAGCACCAUGGACCAGAGUGGGAUGGAGAUUCCUGUGACUCUCAUCAUUAAAGCUCCGAAUCAGAAAUACAGUGACCAGACUAUUAGCUGCUUCUUGAACUGGACCGUGGGGAAACUAAAAUCGCAUCUAUCUAACGUGUACCCUAGCAAACCACUGACAAAGGACCAGAGAUUGGUGUAUUCGGGCAGAUUGCUUCCUGACCAUCUGCAGCUGAAAGAUAUUCUCAGAAAACAAGAUGAGUAUCAUAUGGUUCAUCUAGUCUGUACUGCUCGGAGCCCUCCCAGUUCUCCAAAAUCCAGCACCAGUAGAGAAAGUCACGAAGCACUGGCAUCCAGCUCCAAUUCUAAUUCAGAUCACUCAGAUUCAACAACACCAUCCCCCAGUCAAGAGAGUUUGUCAUUAGUUGCUGGUUCUUCAGAAGGACUGAGGCAGCGUACCCUUCCACAAGCACAAACUGAUCCAGCCCAGAGUCGUCAGUUUCCUUAUGUAAUCCAAGGAAAUGUGGACCACCAGUUUCCUGGGCAAGCUGUGCCACCCGGGUUCCCAGUGUACCCUGCUCUCAGCCCACUGCAGAUGCUGUGGUGGCAGCAGAUGUAUGCUCACCAGUAUUAUAUGCAAUAUCAAGCUGCAGUUACAGCUCAAGCCACAUCAGGUGCCAGUCCAGCCCAGCCUACUGCAUCACCGCCUCUGAAUUUGGCACAUGGUCCUGGAGAAGAGCCUCCACCAGCUGCCAACCUAGUAGCCCCAGAAAAUGGGCCCAUGAAUGAGAAUGUCCAGAUGAAUGCCCAGGGCGGGCCAGUGCUAAACGAAGAGGACUUCAACCGUGACUGGCUAGACUGGGUGUACACGUUCUCUCGAGCUGCAGUUCUCCUCAGCAUCGUAUACUUCUACUCUUCCUUUAGUCGGUUUAUCAUGGUAAUGGGAGCCAUGCUGCUGGUUUAUUUACACCAGGCUGGAUGGUUCCCUUUCAGGCAAGAAGGUGGUCAGCAACAGGUUCCUAACAAUGUUGACGUCAACAACGACGGGCAGAAUGCAAACAAUCUAGAACUUGAAGAGAUGGAGCGUCUUAUGGACGAUGGACUUGAAGACGAGAGUGGAGAAGAUGCAGGUGAAGAUGCCAGUGCAGUGCAAAGGCCUGGCUUGAUGGCUUCAGCUUGGUCCUUCAUCACCACCUUUUUUACUUCACUGAUACCGGAGGGGCCUCCCCAAGUUGCCAAUUAGACCUGAAAAACUGUGCCAGCUGCAAAGGAGGGUUUGACUUUAGGAAAGUGGUUUAAAUAACAGUGCAAUUUCAAAAAGAAAAAAAGGAAAAAAAGAAACUGUAUAACUUUCUUUUGAUCAUGUACAGAGGUCUUUUCUUUAAGCUUCUCACGCAUAUGAAUAUUUUAAGCACAAAUGGACUACUAAGUGUGUGAUUUUUUUUGUUUGUUUAUUUGUUUAAAGAUCUUAACAGAACAUAGCAUAAACAGUACUGGUCUUCCAGUUUUAUUCAUUUCAAUUAUGUGUAGUGCGCCAAGCAGAACCACUGUGUGUUGUUUCUUUAAAGAGCUGCUACACCUUUAAAUGUCCCCAGCUAGAUGGCCAACCCUUCAAUGUGUACUUUGAAUAAAUAUAUCUAUUUUCUGUGAAUUAUCCUGAAAGUUUUAAACAGGAAUGACCUCAUAGUUUUUAAUAAAGAAGUUUAUUUACCUAAAAUGUGCUAGUAGCAUCUUGCCCACCCAUAAAGCAAUAAACUUCUCAAAAAUGUUAAUUUUGACAUUUGAAUAAAUGAUGGAAACUUUCUAUUUUAAGGACACAUGUCGCAUCAGGUGGAAUUAGUAUCUUAAAAGAAAAAAAAGGCAGCUCCUUAUUGGAAUUAAGUGAUACAAAAUGUUUGAUAUGGCAGUACUUUUAUAAAAUAUGCUGGAAAUUGCUCCCUGUAAUUUUUUAAAUAAAAAGUCAAUUAUGAUAAAUA
This is a messenger RNA of Mesocricetus auratus (golden hamster), 2254 nucleotides long. It is a transcript of the gene Herpud2, whose product is annotated as HERPUD family member 2. NCBI's taxonomy places the organism in Eukaryota, Metazoa, Chordata, Mammalia, Rodentia, Cricetidae. The transcript has 8 exons. Gene Ontology annotation, molecular function: protein binding. Gene Ontology annotation, biological process: endoplasmic reticulum unfolded protein response. The coding region runs from base 307 to 1521 and encodes 404 amino acids. The record is from RefSeq and is a predicted model, not a curated record.